CAAAGGCAAAUCGUUGUUCUAAAGCUUGGGAGCUGUACUGGAAGAAGCCCGAUUAUCCUGCAGAAAAUGAGCCUUAUCCUCCGAGUAGUCAGAAGAAGGCGAUCCGAAGAUCUAAGGGACCUCGUUGGAGAAUACACAUGGAUCAGCUGCUGGGGGUCAAGUACCGGCCGUGCGAGUCUCACAACCCCACCAGGACCCUGGGGGGGCCCCCUCUCAGCUCCCUACCGCCCACUGCCAUCAUCUUUCACCAUCCCCUCCCCCCAAUGCAAAUCAAUCACCAGUGAUGUCACACUCCUCACCCCCACCAUAAUUAGUGCAAUUGAGGGUCAUCAUUGUAAAUUGGGUGAUUAAUAUAAUUAAGGGCUCUUGUUAAACAAGCAAGUUAACACUGUUGGCUUGCGCGGGAGGAGCCGCUCUUGAGUCGGGCCCUGGGACCACCCUGGCCCCGGCUGGAGACUCAACCCUGGGCCCCCACAGCACCCGCUGAUAAUUGGGCCAUUACUCAUUAAUCGCCGUUAAUUAACGGAUCACGAGCAAUGAGCAUGGGACCCCGCCUCGAGCCGCCCGGUCACGAUAUAAAUCCCGGGACACGAGCACCGACCAGCCACAGCAUCCGUUCGUUGCCUCUUCCAUUCUUCCAGAUCCACGUGCGUCUCCAGACCCGGCAUGAGCUACUCAGACCAUCAGCGCCCAUUGAGCGAUCCUUCUCACUGGCCCUGCAAGCCGCAUCCCUCGCCGUGCUGCCCGUCGCCCCCGCGGUGUCAGUGGGUGUGCAAGUCGCACCCGAUGUGGCCCCAGCCCAAGCCCUACCCAGCGCCGCCGCCGCAUCCCUACCCACCGCCUCAAUGGCCCUGCAAGGUCGGGGCCAGCGGGCGUCCUCAGCUGGAACAGCAGCAGCAGGAGGAGGAGGAUGAGGAGGAGGUGGGGUGCGGCUCUCUGUGGAAGCGGUGGGGCCAUAGUUCCAGGGGCGGUUCCUCAAAGGGCCCUCAGUGCUGCCAGACGCAGCAAUGUUGCCAGCGGCCCGUGAAGCAGUGCUGCUUUGGAAAAGGAGGAAGCAACGGCGGCAUGGGAGGAGGUAACUACGGCUACAAGUGAAGCGAGAGAGGUCGGGGCCCCAGCACCCACGGUCUUCUGGCUCCACCUCAGUGGCUGCUGUCUCUGAGCGGUGUGCACCGCUCUUGAGCGCUCCCCCGUGCCCCCACCCCCCUCAAUAAAAACCCGCAUCUCGCAGUGACCUCGUGUCUGGUACCUCCGUGAGUCAAGUCAUUUAUUCACGUGGUUAUUCAAUAUAAGUGCAGCGCGAUUGGUAUAAAAAUAAUUCAAUAUAAAAACGCGAUCAACACUA
Petromyzon marinus (sea lamprey) is the source of this 1345-nucleotide messenger RNA. NCBI's taxonomy places the organism in Eukaryota, Metazoa, Chordata, Hyperoartia, Petromyzontiformes, Petromyzontidae. The record is from RefSeq and is a predicted model, not a curated record.